Knipowitschia caucasica is the source of this 717-nucleotide messenger RNA. The record is from the annotation of a GenBank genome assembly. NCBI's taxonomy places the organism in Eukaryota, Metazoa, Chordata, Actinopteri, Gobiiformes, Gobiidae.
AUGGAUCAGAAGGAGCUGGCUGAGCGUCUGUGGAGCAGGGUUUCUUCUGGACGUUCUCAGCGUAAACUGAAGGUGGAUCUGCAGCAGAGGUUUGAGUGUGUGUUUGAGGGCAUUGCUAAAGCAGGAGCCCCCACCCUCCUGAAGCAGAUCUACACCGAGCUCUACAUCACAGAGGGAGGCUCUUCAGAGGUCAACCAGGAACAUGAGUGGUCAGCUCUGGCCUUCAUCUUACUGUCAUCAGAAGAAAAUCUGGACCAGUUUGAGCUGAGCAGAUACUGUGCUUCAGAGGAGGCUCUCCUGAGGCUGCUGCCAGUGGUCAAGGCGUCCACCAAAGCUCUACUGAGCCGCUGUGAGCUACUGAGCUGUUGUGAGCUGUCAGACAGAAGCUGUGGAGCUCUGGCCUCAGUCCUCAGCUCCCAGUCCUCUAGUCUGAGAGUCCUGGACCUGAGUCUCAACGACUUGAAGGACUCAGGGCUGAAGCUGUUGUCUGAUGGACUGAAGAGUCCUCACUGUAAACUGGAGACGCUCAGUCUGUCAGGUUGUUUGGUGUCAGAGGAAGGCUGUGCUUCUCUGGCCUCAGCUCUGAGGUCCAACCCCUCCCAUCUGAGAGAACUGGACCUGAGCUACAACCAUCCAGGAGACACAGGAGUAAAGCUGCUGUCUGCUCUGCUGGAGGACCCCCACUGCACCCUGCACACUCUCAGGUAUGGUCUGUAA